Molecule: messenger RNA, 4716 nt
Organism: Silurus meridionalis
Lineage: Eukaryota; Metazoa; Chordata; Actinopteri; Siluriformes; Siluridae
Gene: mbnl2
Product: muscleblind-like splicing regulator 2
Exons: 9
Coding region: 1145-2296 (383 amino acids)
Molecular function (GO): metal ion binding
Source: RefSeq, a predicted model, not a curated record
UCAACUUUGUGUACUGUGAGUUACUCAGGGAAAGUCGGUGCACUAUAACGUUGGUCCUUUAUGAAAAGAUAAAAAGCGCAUGUGUGAAACGUGAACGCGCAACUGAGCUGAAGUGAACGCCGGUCGGCUAGCGCCUGUAUCAUUAGCCGCCUUAGCUAGCUAGCGAACUACAGUAAGUUUAGCUCGGAAACUGGGUCUAAUGGCUCAGCUAACUGACUAGCCGUGUGUACUGACUGCUGGCUAGCGGUCUGCUCCAACAAAUAGCCAACUUUCUUUUUGGACUUCCAGAACAGCAAAACGUUUCACAUUUGAGGCUUUUCAGCGCCUUGAAUUUGCGCAGUCAUUACUGCUUGUCUGAGUUCCAGUUACUAACAGUCAUAACCAUGUAGUAAUUAUUUAAUAAGAGGUGUAAACUUUACUCAUUAACCCGCCUGGGGGUUUUAAAGUGCACUUCCAGGACAUGUGAGCGGUUAACAGGUAGCGCUUAACGUGUUGAUGUUUGCAGGCCAUCAUUUGGAUCUAUGAAGUGUGUUUCAGUAUAUAAUGAACUCGGCACGAUGCCACACAUUUGGAUUAAAAACGCAAAUGUUUUCUGGCCCGUUGAACAGCAGGAAGUGCUUUUCAGGAAACAGGAUCGAAAGGAAGGGUGAGGUCGGAUCAGGGGUGGAUAAGUAGGCAGACUUUUGUAUUCAUGUCACCAGAAAUCUUGUUAAGGUCUGGACUGGGAUUGUGACCGCUAUCAAGAAGUGCCUUUCAGAUGACUCCCCGUGUCGCUGAUCUCUGGUCUCUGGCGUCCUGUACCACCCACACUCCUCUCUUUCCACCUCAGUCAGAGUACUAAUCCUCCCACCUCAAAACGUUCCUUUAUCCACCUGACUGCAGCAUUCAGUCCCACCCACAGCUGCAGGAAAGCUCAAAGAGUGGAGAAAAUUAUAAAAUCAGCCUGUUGUCAAUGUAGUCAGAAGACCAUGCUAUGCAGGAACAUUACAUUUCAUAAAUAAAAAACAGACGUGUGAUUCCCGUUCCGCCAACCCCUAACAGUGCCCUUUGCAGUAAAUAAAUACGCUGUACUCAGACAUCCUGAAAGUAGUGGAUAAGUGCCCAUAUAUUUCGUUCAGUGAGUUUCACUGCGCUUGUCAGCAAAAUGUCUGUGGCAUUGCCAGCUGUGCGCGACACUAAGUGGCUGACUCUGGAGGUGUGUCGUCAGUUUCAGAGAGGCACGUGCUCUCGCAGUGACGAAGAAUGCAAAUUCGCUCACCCACCCAAGAGCUGUCAGGUGGACAAUGGCCGAGUCAUCGCCUGCUUCGACUCCCUCAAGGGUCGGUGUUCAAGGGAUAACUGUAAAUACCUGCACCCUCCAUCUCACCUGAAGAGUCAGUUAGAGAUCAAUGGAAGGAAUAAUCUGAUCCAACAGAAGACGGCUGCAGCCAUGUUAGCCCAGCAGAUGCAGUUCAUGCUGCCAGGAUCCAGCCUGCCUGCUGUGUCUUCCUUUCCUGUUGGUCAGAGUCUGGGGCCAGGACCUGGGAUCAGCUACUCCCCCUACCUCUCUCCUGUCACUCAUGGGAUGGGGCUGGUUGCCACGGAGAUGCUCCCGAACAACCCCGUGAUUGUCUCUGGUAGCCCUGCGGUAGCAGUGCAGAGCUCGAACUCAUCUUCCUCAUCUCAGAAAACAUUGCGCUCUGACAAACUGGAGGUGUGCAGAGAGUUUCAGCGGGGGAACUGCUCCCGAGGAGAGACAGACUGUCGGUUUGCCCACCCUAGUGACAGCCCCAUGAUUGACAGCACUGAUAACACAGUGACAGUGUGCAUGGACUUUGUGAAGAGCCGCUGCUCCAGAGAGAAGUGCAAAUACUUUCACCCUCCUGCUCAUUUGCAGGCACGCCUCAAAAGCUCUCAGAGUACCCAGAGCACUGCUGCAACCGCUGCUAUGACUCAGUCAAGUGCCAAAGUGCUGAAGCGACCCCUCGAGGCAACUGUUGACAUGGCAUUUCCUCACAGCAUGUUUCAGCCAUUGGCCAAGCGAGUGGCUCUAGAGAAAAGUGCAGGACAUGGUGGUCUUUUAAACCCCAGUGUUUUUCACUACCAGCACGCUCUUGCCAACACACCUCUGCAGCCUUCUACUGCACUGUUCCCUACAGGCUCAGUAUUUUGCAUGUCUCCUGGACCUGGCAUCGAUCAUUCUGAAAUAGAGCGCAGGAGAGGGACGGAGUGCCAGCGCAACACACACACACUUCUCAAACAACAACUGUGUGGAUAUAACAACUUCAGCUCCACAUUACUGCUACAUGCAUGCUAAUACACACACACACACAGCCUUAUAAUAUUUUCCCUACAGUUAUGUUCAAUAAAUAGAUUAUACAGACAAAUAUAUACAAUAUAUACACAACAAUGAAACGAAUCAAUCAUAUAUGUUUCUAAUCGAGUUUCAUUCACUGGGACAAAAUCAUACUCUUUUUGCUUGUUUAAGUACAUUAUAUAAUUCUAUACUUAUACACAGUAUCAUCGCCAGUGUUGAGUAGGAAGUUUUCAACACUCGUUUUACUGUGCGACUCUACUUGCACUUUUUUUUUUUGUUUUUUUUUUUCAAGUAAAAGGACAACAUCUUGCGAAAGACUACGAGAAGCCCAGUUUGAGGAUUUAUAGUUCCCUCCAACAUACUGAUUUUCGAGAGUUUAUCUGCCUGCACCGGCAUCAGAAGGAACUGUCUUACCGAAUGCCGAAGCACGUCAAUGCCAUGCAGGAGGAUGGCAGGCAGCAUGUCACAACCCUGUAAGAGAAACAUGUCAAACCGCAUGUGAAAGCUAUGCAGGAGAAGGACAGAGUGAGUUCACCUCUCAGCUCCCCACUCAAUGCUUUGGAUAAAGAGAACUCUGUUAGCCAAAUUAUUGAUAGAAAGAGAAAAAAAACAAAACAAAAGAUGUUCACCUUUAACAGUGGCCAAACAGAGUAGUGACACACUAACCCUUUAAAACUUGAUGUGAAUCUGAAUUUGAUUACUUUGUUUCAGCCGUUCUUUUAUCAUUUCUUUAGCUGAGAAUUUAGUGUCAAAGGUUUUUUUUUUUGGUUGUUUUUUUUUGCCAUAGUAGAAGCUAUUCUCUUAUUCUCUUGAUACUGUGCCAUCGGUAGAGAGUGAACACAUGAGAAACAAAGAGAUGAUUGUGUGUACUUGUCUGACUUUAAAUGUGCGUGUGUGUCGUGCAUAGUAACAGAGCAAAGCAUAAGUUGCUACAUCUGGGCUCUACAGCUAGACUCAGGGUCUACACGUCCCAGCAGUAUGAGCUGUGUAUAGUCGAGCCAGACUGGGCUGCAUUCAUCCUGUUGUUGUUGUUGUUUUUGUUUGUUUGAUUUUUUGGUUUCGGUAUUUAUUCUGUUAUGAUUCUGUAUAAGUGCCUAACAAUGUUCUUCACAAAGCAUAGUAUGGAUAAAGAUUAGUUUGAACUGUUCAUGUUUAAUUUUUGUUUCAGCAAUCUGUCAUUCUCUCUCAAAAAGGAAGGUAAAAACUGUUUAAAAGGUUGACCAUAGACGUCAUGAUAUAUGACUGCUGAUUUUUUUUUUUUUAUCCUUUUAAUGAAAAGGAUAACAGAUUUGUAUUUACUAACCCAAAAUGACGACCUGUAGGAGACGAGCCUGUGAUGGCUGUGUGGGAAAGCCUCUUCUUUACAUUUGCAUAGUGAUUUAUCGAGGUGAAUUGGACUAAGUGGGAAAACUACAGUGUGUUGAGUCUCAAAUCUAUAGCAACUGUAGAGAAACAAUCUUCCCAAAGUAGCACUACUUCAUUAAUCAGCUGCUUUGGGGCACAAUUAAAACAGAUGUUUUAUUUAUAUUGAAUAAUUUCUAUAGGCGUCUAUAAGAUCUUACAUUUAUUUCAUCUCCUAGCAUAGUGAUUGACAACAGUGUGACAUGUAACUGACCUAAUACUAAAUAGCUCUAUUAUUCUAAUCCACUUUGAUUUAGGAGGCAGUCAAUCCUAUCAUUUUUAUUUGUAUGUCUGUUUGUGUGUUUUUAUGUGUGUUUUAAUUCAGGGCGAAGAUAAAAAAAACAAUGCCAUGUGAGAACCUAGACAAUCUUUAGUUUAGAUACGCGAAGGCACUGCUCAGACUUGUAGUCAUUUAACUUCUCAGCGUCGCCUGAGGAUAAUUUAUGUUGUGAUCUAUAAGAUAUAUGAGAACUAUUAUGUAAUGUAUUGAUUGUGGUAAAUGGACCAUUGUUAUGUUUUGUUUUGAGAUGAAUGUAAUUUAUUUGAUGUAGGGCCUUGUUGUUCAGACGCUGUUUAAAACAAAAAAAAAAAAAAGGCCAGCUUAGUGCCACCUUCCUCUCCUGCAUCACCUGACUUGUGAAGGAAGAGAAACGCAGGGUGCUUGACUUUUUUUUUUUUCUUCGGAAAGUUACAGCGUCCACGCCCGAAAGCAUUAAGCGGCACGCCGUUUUACACAGCUGUUUGUGAAUCUAACGCUUCUAUAUAAUAGUCGUUGUUUGAGGUGUGUAACAAUAGCAGAAGUCUGCUUUUGUGAUAAAAAGAAGCCUAGCAGUGAGCGGUACAGGGAGCCAGCUGAGAGAAACACUCAACACUGCAUGACACAUCAGUGCAGGUCAGGCUGCAGAAGUGUUCACGUUAUGUCAAAGAUAACACCGCAUUUCAUUUUAUAGUUCGCUUUUUUUGUGUGCUAAUAUUUUAGAUCAGUACUAAUUUGUUAAUGUGACAGUUCAAAAUUGCUA